Molecule: messenger RNA, 2056 nt
Organism: Ictalurus punctatus (channel catfish)
Lineage: Eukaryota; Metazoa; Chordata; Actinopteri; Siluriformes; Ictaluridae
Gene: ncf4
Product: neutrophil cytosolic factor 4
Exons: 10
Coding region: 76-1143 (355 amino acids)
Biological process (GO): respiratory burst; superoxide anion generation; phagocytosis
Cellular component (GO): NADPH oxidase complex
Molecular function (GO): superoxide-generating NADPH oxidase activator activity; phosphatidylinositol binding; protein binding
Source: RefSeq, a predicted model, not a curated record
CCCUGAUCUACCCGUUCAAGUGACAGCGCGAACACUAACAGCUGUUCCUUAAUAGCUCUACUACACGACGUCGCCAUGUCGCUCCCACGACAGCUGAGAGAUGAAAGUGAUUUCGAGCAGCUGCCUCACAACGUGCCAGUCAGUGCCACCAUCGCUGAUGUCGAGGAGAAAAAGGGCUUUAUUGUCUACUUUCGCUUUGUGAUCGAGGUGAGGACUAAAGGAGGCAGCAAGUACCUGAUCUAUCGCAGGUAUAGUGACUUCUACACCCUGCAUCAGAAUCUGGAGCAGAAGUUCUCCCCCGAGUCUGCGUCAGGACCCAACACCGUUGUACUGCCCACUCUACCAGGCAAAGUGUACGUGGGCAACAAACAGGAAAUAGCAGAAAACAGGAUCCCAGAGCUCAACACAUACAUGAAGAAGUUGCUGUGUUUGCCAAUAUGGGUUCUUCUGGAUGAUUUGAUCCGGAUGUUUUUCUAUCAGACCGAAUACGACAGCCUUCAGGUCCCCAAAGCCCUCCGGCGCCUCCGACCCCCGACACGCAAAGUAAAAAUCGAGAAACAGCCCAAGACGGACCUGCUCUCUUCCCCCAGAGCCGAGGCCUUGUUCGACUUCAACGGGAACGGGCGCCUGGAGCUGAGCCUGAAGUCCGGGGACGUGAUCUUUCUCCUGCGCAGAGUCAACGCCGACUGGCUAGAGGGCACGGUUAAAGAGAGGAUAGGCAUUUUCCCAGAGUCGUUUGUAAAGAUCAUUAAGCCUCUACUUGACAGCGACUCGGAUGAAGAGGGCGGGGCUGGCAAGAAAAAAAGCGGUCCAGGUUCUUACAGCUGCCUGCACUGCUGCCUGCUGCACCCCGGAGGUGUGGAUGAAAGGGAUGUGUGUGUAGAAGAAGACCUCUCCAUCCAGCCGUCGUACUUCGACCUUCUGGCACGCAUGAGGGAGGUGUUCCAAGUCGAGGACAUUGCAAUAAACUACCGUGACUCUGAAGGAGAUCUGGUGCGCAUCCUGGACGACGAGGACGUGGCCCUCAUGGUGCAAGAGAGCAAACGACAUGGGGCAAAAGUCAAGAGGCCCAUCAACCAGUAUCCAUGGGAACUUUGUGUCACACAUUCCAGAAAUCUGUCUGUGUACAACACUGAGUACUGAAACACGCGUGCGUGCACGUGUGUGUGUGUGUUCGUAUGUAUGAAGGUCAUUUCCUCAGGUUUGUGUGAUGCUACACACUUCAUAGCAGACACCAAAUAACAACACUGUUAGCUAGCACGACUAGCUCACCGUUCAUAUUUCCAGUUGCCUAGCAACAGCACAGCUUGUUUAGACGAAACGGCUACCCAAAACCCGUAACGGUUUGUUCGAGAUUUGAAGCAAUAAGCAUAUUUACACACAUUAAACAAACGUGAAUUCCUUCUCAGUGCAUUUAACCCUAACCCUUAAAAAAAACAACAACACGAUAGCAUGACAGGGCUGUCUCGAAAACAGCGCCGGCACUUGGGCAGAGGUUUGGUUCUGUAUUUCACCCAAGAGUUUAUAGAGAAGAUCAUUUUGUGAGCUUGAUCCCACUGCUGAGCGCCGAACCCAUCCUUAAUCAGUCCCCAGCUAUCACGAGGCAUGCGCCGAUAUAACCAGUUAUACACGAUAGAUCACAAAAUAUCCACAGCGUGCAAGUUAAUGUUGCCAUGGACACUUUUGAGCGUGUGUGUGUGUGUGUGUGUGUGUGUGAGUGUGUGUGUGUGUGUGUGUGUGUGUGUGUGUGUGUGUGUGUGUGUGUGUCCGUCUGCCUCUGUCUGUGGUUGCCCACUUUGGGUGCAAACUUCUCCAUUUCAGUUCCUUUCCAUGAAAAGAAAGUUCUGCCGCAGUGCAUGUGGACACACACACACACACACACACACACACACACACACACAAAACUGCACAACAUGUUUCAUGAAUUUUGCUUACGUGGAUAAAAUAUUAAUAUUUAAACUUGUGAUUUUUGUCAUUGCAGUUCUGCAUUUUUCAGGCUUUCGCAUUGUGUUAAUAAUUAUAUAUAUAUUAAUAAUAAACAGAAUAUAAUGCUUGA